Molecule: messenger RNA, 289 nt
Organism: Arabidopsis thaliana (thale cress)
Lineage: Eukaryota; Viridiplantae; Streptophyta; Magnoliopsida; Brassicales; Brassicaceae
Exons: 1
Coding region: 1-201 (66 amino acids)
Source: RefSeq, marked reviewed
AUGAUGCUAGGUGUCUUUUUUGGUGAUAUGUUGGAGAUAAUAGAUAUGGCAUGUCCUAACUUUGUUUCCUUCCACAUCAAGUCGGUCAAGCUGAUUUGGCCAACGGUGGAGAUCCAAGGAGCCAAUUGGAAUCUGCCAAGUCGCUACGAGUCUCUAGAGAUUAGGAGCCACAAGUUGAAGCAAAUGGUGGGUCCAAAUUAAGGUGAAUAACGAUAGUUAUAUCAACAUCACCUGUGGUCUGUUUAUACAAGUCCAAUUUGCUUAUGAUCACCAUCAUAUUUCAUAGUUA